AGCGGCAUGGAUUCGGAUUCCGGGGAGCAGAGCGAGGGCGAGAACGUGACUGCCGCAGGUCCCGAUGUUUUCAGUUCCAAGAGUCUUGCCCUUCAAGCCCAGAAGAAGAUCCUGAGCAAAAUAGCCAGCAAAACGGUGGCUAACAUGUUGAUUGAUGAUACCAGCAGCGAGAUCUUUGAUGAGCUCUACAAAGUCACCAAAGAAUACACCCACAACAAGAAAGAAGCACACAAGAUCAUGAAAGACUUAAUCAAGGUGGCGAUCAAAAUUGGGAUCCUCUACCGGAACAAUCAGUUCAACCAGGAGGAAGUUGUGGUUGUGGAGAAGUUCCGGAAAAAGCUGAACCAGACAGCCAUGACCAUGGUCAGCUUCUACGAGGUGGAAUACACCUUUGAUAGGAAUGUGCUUUCCAAGCUCCUGCAUGAGUGCAAGGAGCUGGUGCACGAACUGGUGCAGCGGCACCUGACACCCCGGACCCACGGGCGCAUCAACCAUGUCUUCAACCACUUUGCAGAUGUGGAGUUCCUCUCCACUCUCUAUAGUCUAGAUGGAGACUGUAGGCCCAACCUCAAGCGAAUUUGUGAAGGGAUUAAUAAAUUGCUAGAUGAGAAAGUCCUUUGAGUGGUCUCCCUCCUCCCAGACUUUGCUGAUUGAAAGUUACACUGCCCAUUGCCAUCUGAGUGAGAAUCAAGAAAACAAGAAACCCUUGUCAAAGAUGCCUACAUUCUGUCCUGUUCCAUCCCCUGAUGCUGAUGCUGGACUGAACUCGGGUGUGUUUAUUGCCUGAAUUAUCUGACACCUGUCCUACCGUCACCUGUAUUUGCAAGCCCAAGGGAUUGCAUUAUUUCCAACCAGAAAGGCUGCUUUGUUCAUCAGGUGAGCUCAGUUCAUCUCAUGGCAGGGGAAGGAAGCCUGGACUAGGAGCCUGAGGAUGGGACUUGCUUCCCAGCUCCAUUUUCCACAGCUCCAUGCCCUUUAUCCCAGGACCACAGGCUGUCUGCCUACCUCACAGGGCUGUUGUGAGGACUGCAGGAGAUGAUGUGUGUCCCUGCUUUGGAAAAUGAUGGUGGAAGGUUACUUAGUAUUUCCUCUUCUGAGUGUGAGAGGGAUAUACAUGGAUCUGAACUAUGAAGCAGCAUAGAAAAAAAAGGACAGUAGAAUCUACCAGGCUGAGUUGGCAACCUCUCUCUCAGUGUAUUGCUUCAUGAAAUACAACAUAAUCCAAAAGUGUGGGGGAAAAAGGUUUAAAUGCAAAUUAGAAGAGUUAUGUUUUUUAGGUUUUAGAGCAGGUUUAUGAUCCUGUGGAGGGAGGCUUCCAUGGCCACUGGGAGUUGCCCACCCAUCACACAGAAACAAGGAAGCACUGUGCCCCUCCUCCCCUAAGGGGCACCAUCCUCACAGGUUUGCACAGGGCAUGCACAGGGCAGUCAGGCUGAAAGAACCUUCAUCCAUAUUUCUUAGCCUUUCACAGUCAUUUUGUGCUGUUUUCUCUGGUUCAUUAAUAAAUUGAAACUAUGCCA
Ochotona curzoniae (black-lipped pika) is the source of this 1520-nucleotide messenger RNA. It is a transcript of the gene TNFAIP8L3, whose product is annotated as TNF alpha induced protein 8 like 3. Gene Ontology annotation, cellular component: cytoplasm. The transcript has 2 exons. The coding region runs from base 7 to 621 and encodes 204 amino acids. Gene Ontology annotation, biological process: regulation of apoptotic process. Lineage: Eukaryota; Metazoa; Chordata; Mammalia; Lagomorpha; Ochotonidae. The record is from RefSeq and is a predicted model, not a curated record.